GAAAUUGUCUGGAGACACAUCAGAGUUUACAUCAAGAUAGGCUAAAAUAAAUUCGGCUAGGUUCUAAAUUCAGUUUUGACGUCACUCACCCCCUGUGAGGAUCUGACACAGCUAACGGACUGAACCUUUUUGAACAAGAGGACGAAGCACAUGGCUUCUCUACCAGCGCCUCUGGCAUGGCUCGUAUACUGACGAUCAGGAAGAGGAAGACUUUUCUUUCCUAUACGGCACUCGUCUUGUGUAUUCUGGUUGUAUUGUGGCAGUUAAACGUCAAUUUUUUCAUUGGCAAACACUCGUUGCCGGCUUCAGAUUAUAGCCCUGCUGUGUUAGUUGCUUGCCGACAAAAAAAUCAAACGCUUGAUUUGCUGAAUGGGUUAACUGAUACUAAAUCCAUCAGAAGAUAUAAACAAGCCGAAUUAUUACGAACAGCGAGGUUAAAUUUUCGCGGUACAAAUGCCCCAGUGAAAGAAGGAAAAGUGGGAUUUGUAAAUUUCCAUUUGUGGGACGAAUUGUGCGGAAAUGACUUGAGAACGUUGUUGUACUUCCCACUUUUUCCAAAUAUCCCUGAAAGUAGAAAGCUUCACGAUGGCUUGAGUUUUUCCAAGAACGGGAAGCACCAUGGCAAGCGAGUGUUUGGUUUCAUCGCGGCUCCAAAGGCAGCGAAAUACACGUUUCGCCUAGAUUCAAGUGGAAGCUCUGAGCUCUGGCUAAGUACAGAUGAAGACCGCGCAAACGCGAACUUGGCUUGUGCGAUCCGUUAUGGAGGCGAAUCGCCAGAGUCAGAAAGAUCUUAUGAUGUUCACUUAAAGGCUUCGCGGCUGUACUAUUUUGAUUUAAUUCACAAACAAGGGGACUUGUUAUUUCGUGAUUUUAUUAACGUUCAAUGGCGCAUUGGUGAUGGCGAGGUAUUCACGGAUAUUCCAUCAGAAUACCUAAAAUCUCUACAUGAUGACACCGAAAUAAGCGAUAAUACUGUAAACACGAACACGUUUUUACCCACAGGGCUUCACCAUAAAAAACCGGCAAAAAGUGAACGAGAAAUAUUAUGGGAAAAAGUAUCAAAAUACUCAUUUAUGAAUCAACGUGAUAUUGUGAACCUCUUCCCUACAUGCGCUUACAAACCAAACUACUUGAUAAAACACCAAUUAUCGCUUUUCGCUUCUCUGUGGGAACAUGUUUAUACAGCUGUUUAUCCUUCAGACAAGUCCAAUCGGACAAUGAAUACCGGAGUAAUCUGCUUUGGAAAUGAUAUUAUGGAUAAGACUCGAGCCUUUCGGGUUGCUAGAUCUGUUGUAGCAGCAAUUGAAAGGGAGCAUGGCGGGAAAUAUACUUUUAAAGACAUUCUAAAUGUUGAGCAGAAGCAGUCCCGGUACUUUGUUGAGCUGUUAUUCAAGGAAAACGCCUCAGGAAAGAUUGUGCGCUUCUCAGAAUAUGUUUACCAACAAGAGUCUGGAGAAUUAUGCUAUCCAGAAGGAUUUGUUUGGAACAGGAAAGCAAUGGUAAACUUACUUGUCAUAUCUGGCCGUAACCAAGCUAAAUGGGUAUACCAUUUCAUCAACAACAUCCAAGAAAUUUACAAACAAACUGGAGAUGAGAACAUCAAUGUGAUUAUUGUGGACUUUUUGAGCCCUAAUGCUGACUUAAAAGCAGCAUUGGAGGAAAGUUCUCUUCCAAAUUAUUCUCUCUUGGAAAACAUCUCUGGUUUUCAAAAGUCUUUAGGGAUCCAGCAAGCAGUAAAUCAUGGAGUAACAGACCAAGACAGUAUUGUGGUUGUGAUGGAUUUACAUUUACAAGUCCCUGCUUCAUUUAUUGAAGAUGUACGAAAGCAUAGCAUCAAAGGAAGACAAGCAUUCUCACCUGUGAUUGAGCGACUACAGUGUGGUAGUAUGCAGCAUGGCCUUGAUGACUUUGGGGCUUUCUGGGAGUUCCAUGGGUAUGGUAUUGUGGGGAUUUACAAGCAAGAUUGGGACCGUUUUGGGGGAAUGAAUUAUGAGAUGUUUAAGGAUAAAUGGGGUGGUGAAGACAUAGAGAUGGUAGAUCGUAUACUCAUGGCCGGAAUAGAACUAGAGAGGAGAAAAGUCAUAGGUUUCUCCCACUAUUUUCAUACAAAGAAAGGCAUGUGGAACAAUAGAUCAUGAACUUAUAGUAAAAACUAAUCAAAUCUAAUAAUUCAAGAGAGGAACAAAAAGUCCUGGUCCAGAGAUAUACAGGAAAAAUAAAUAUAGAUAUAUACAGAAAAAAAUAAUUUAAAAGACUUCGUGUUUGUGACCAAAUUUGGAGAAUAUAUUAUGGGUGCUUGCAAAAGUCGACUAUAUUUUGACUUUAAAUUAAUUCUUAUUGAUACUGCCUGUACCAUUAUGUACAAAUGAACCAAGGAUUUACGUAACAUAUUAAAUACAGUCCUACUAUUUUAAAGUGUUUUGCUUCAUACCGUUGAGCUGUACUUGAAAUCAACACUAGCUAUUUAAUUUCAUGGUCAUAAGCACACAGACUUUUGGUGUGGUUCUCGAUUUGGCCAGGCUGUAUUUCUAACUGAAAACUACUUAUUUUGGAAAAUGGUAUUUUGUAUUAUAGGUAUCUUAUAUUUAUUUAGUUAUUAUAAAAUAGUUUUGUGAUAUGUGGGUGAAAUCAAAGCCAUAUAAUUUACAUUUAUCGUUUACAUUGUAUUUAAAUAGCUUGAAAGGGUUAAAUAUUCAGAUCAAAUCAGGCAAGUUCGGUAGCUAGAGGUUGUAAGGCACAAAACACUCUAGUCCUUGUAGCAGUGUUUUCUUUAAGCAAUGUUCAGUGUUAAAACUGAGGGAAAAAGCUAUUUAUAAAUUAUUUUUCAUCUUCUAUAUGUUCUGCUGCAUGCCUGGUCCCAUGCGUGGAAGCUGAUUAAGCUUGUCACAGGAGAAUGGGACUUUGCCUAGUUCGGGACCGUUUUGGAGGAAUGAACGAGAUGUUUAAGGAUAAAUAGGGUGGUGAGGACAUAGAGAUUACAGAUCGUAUACUCAUGGCCAAAAUAGAUUUAUAGAGGAGGAAAAUCAUAGAUUUCUCUCACUAUUUUCAUACAAAGAAAGGCAUGUGGAUCAUUAGGUCAUGAACUUACAGUAAAAGCUAAUCAAAUCCAAUACUUCAAGAGGAGCACUGAAAGUCCUUGUCCAGAGAUAUAUACUUGUCA
Nematostella vectensis (starlet sea anemone) is the source of this 3160-nucleotide messenger RNA. RefSeq names its product N-acetyl-beta-glucosaminyl-glycoprotein 4-beta-N-acetylgalactosaminyltransferase 1. Gene Ontology annotation, molecular function: acetylgalactosaminyltransferase activity. NCBI's taxonomy places the organism in Eukaryota, Metazoa, Cnidaria, Anthozoa, Actiniaria, Edwardsiidae. The transcript is spliced from 3 exons. The record is from RefSeq and is a predicted model, not a curated record. Gene Ontology annotation, cellular component: Golgi cisterna membrane. The coding region runs from base 177 to 2138 and encodes 653 amino acids.